AUGUCCGACUCGGUGAUACAUUAUUUUCCCAAGUUUGAGAAGAAGCCGGAUAUGCGCGAGAGCUUGUUCUCAAGGAGGAAUAGAAAAGUCAAGAUCGCCUUUAAAAGCAUUAGCGGAACGGCCGUUUUGAAAAAAAACAAAAUACUUAUUAACGGAAAUGAAACCCUCGAAUCUGUCCUGAAUUUCCUCAAGAAAGUUUUUAACAGAAAUGAACACAUCUAUCUAUAUAUUAACAACACGAUAAAGCCAAACCUCGAUGAUUUCCUUGCCGAUCUCUUCGAUCUGUAUCAAGUUUCGAACUGUCUAAACAUCUCUUAUAGUUUUACCCCCGCGUAUUAA
Plasmodium inui San Antonio 1 is the source of this 339-nucleotide messenger RNA. RefSeq lists its product as hypothetical. The record is from RefSeq and is a predicted model, not a curated record. Gene Ontology annotation, biological process: C-terminal protein lipidation; autophagosome assembly; nucleophagy. The transcript is spliced from 4 exons. Lineage: Eukaryota; Apicomplexa; Aconoidasida; Haemosporida; Plasmodiidae. Bases 1 to 339 code for a protein of 112 amino acids. Gene Ontology annotation, cellular component: phagophore assembly site membrane; Atg12-Atg5-Atg16 complex; cytoplasm.